GGCCGGAGCGCCAUGUUUCACGCAGACAGCUGGCAGGAGGGGUCGCUAGCCCCGCCGCAAUCAAAGCACUGCUAAUAGCAUACUUUGCCCCCUCAUCACCUCGCCUGAUCACCUCGAAAGUGCUCGACCGCUUUUAUCAGGUAUUCUUGGUAUGCUUUAUUGAAUCACAAAUGUUAUUCCUGGUUGUCCAGGUUUUGACAUCACUUUGAGUUUUUUGGAAGUUGUGAUUCUUCACAGUCCAACUGCUCAGUGCCAUUCCUGUCCUGAGGCAACUCAAACAGGAUUUUUACUAGAACACACAAGUGCCUAUUCUUUGUUCAGGGGGCUCCUGAGAAGGACGCUCUCCUUUUAAUAAAUAUUCAAAAUAACCACAUUGAAAUUACCUCAUUAUCCUAAACAUGGAAAGUGGAAGCUUACCAAACGGACUACCAAGAGACUACGGCGGAUACAAUAUCGGAAAGGCCAAACUAUACAGCAUCAAAAAUACACCUAUGAAUGCAACGGAAUUGAAUGCGUUAAAAUGCUCAAUGUGUACACUACUACUGAGGGAUCCAUGCCAGGUUAUUACUUGCGGUCACCGCUAUUGCAAGACAUGCAUAGAUCAAUUGACAAGUGGAGGUGAGGGCCAAUACUCAUGUCUGCUGGAUAAAGAAGUUUUUGAAAUAAACAAGGUCAAAAGUGAUAAAGGUUGUCUGAGGGACUUGCAGACUUUGGAAGUUGAUUGUCCUAUGGACCUGCAAUGCAACUGGAGGGGAAAACUGCUAGAUGUUGACGUCCAUAAGGAAUGCUGUCCAAAUAGAAGAAUGGUGUGUAUUCAAGGUUGUGGUGCUUUGCUUGUGGCCAAAGAGAUUGAAGCUCACCUAACAUCUGAGUGUUCAAAGAGGCCUUGUACAUGCAAGCAUUGCAAGAGACCUAUACCUUUUGAUACAAUGGAGGAACAUUAUGGGGUGUGUGAAGAGCGCCCUGUUUCUUGUAAAUUCUGUGAGAAACAACUCACUGCUAGGAAACUGCUAUCAGCACAUCUGGAGCAAGAUUGUGAUGAGAAUUGUAUGGAGUGCCAGCAUUCCUCAUGUGACUUCAAGGGACGCAGAUGUGAAAUGGUUCAGCAUUUGGUGGCAAAACACCUCAUUCAAUCUUUUAGGCUCAUGGUUCAAACUGGGGAAAAAGUGCUUGUGGUGGAAGCUGAAAAUAAAGCCCUCCGCGAGGAUGUAAUUUUAAUUAGAGCUGAAAACAAAACACUUCGCCAAGAGCUAAGUGAAUGCCAGAGCUCGCUCUCUGAUCUUGAAGGCAAAACAAAUCAGUUAAUGACAGAAAAUCAGCAAAAAGAUGUCACAAUUACUUCACUCAAAAGUAUCGUUGAAGAGCUGCAAAAGGAGAGAGAUGAACGGGAUUUGGCUCUAGUCAAAGGUGGAAAUUUCGGCGAUGCAGUUGAAAGCGAUGGGCCGACAAAUGUCCCUUCGCUUCCAACAAAAGUAAAGCUAGUUAAUCAGCCUGAUUUGUUCAAUGCCUUGCCAUCCCAGUUAAAGGCGCUGAACGGCCCUGUACGUGAGCAGCUAUUCUCUCUUACUGGAGUCCCCGAUGUCACCCGACCAGUUGGAGUAGAGCUGAGUCGUGUAAAACAAGAAGUUGAGGCAGUUCAGUCUACCUUGCACAAGCUGAAUGAUAUCGUGCAGGCUACUCAAGACAACCAGACCCGAUAUGGUGUCGCAAUAGAUGAUAUUCGUUUGAGGCAAGAUAUUCUCGACGUCAAGACAACAAAUGGGAUACUGAUUUGGAAGAUUCCCGAUAUUCGUAGGCGAUACCGAGAUGCGAUUGAUCGACGUACCAUCAGUCUUUAUUCUCCUCCAUUUUACACCAGUCCCCACGGCUACCGGAUGUGCAUCCGUACCUACCUCAACGGAGACGGAAUCGGCAAAGGCACACAUAUUUCCUUGUUUUUCGUUGUUAUGCGGUCAGAGCAUGAUAAUUUACUCCCCUGGCCUUUCAAGCAAUCGGUUCGUUUUACUCUAAUCAAUCAGAAAAAUCCACCUGCCAGCAUUACGGAAGCAUUCGUUCCAGAUUUAAAAAGCCCCUCAUUUCAUAAGCCAGAGAAUGAUAUGAACAUUGCUAGUGGAUUUCCAAAAUUUGCUCGCCAAGGUGUCCUGAAUGAUGACAAUUUCACGCUGGGGAACAUGAUUUAUAUCAAAUGUCAAGUUGAUCUCACUGGACUUCCAGUGCAGUAAAAGCUAUUUUUCACAUCAUGGUCAGUAUUUUCUAAUGUUAAAUAUUGUCUGAUGUUUUUGUUAAGAUGGUAACCAUGUAAAUUCUAAGCAAAGUUGUUUUAUUUCAACGUUAUGUUUUCCCUUUUUGAUUUAUUUUUUACAGUUUACUUUAGCACUGUUUUCCCUUCAUCUCUAUAUAUAGUGUAAGUCAAUUUUCUGUGCUUUUCUUAUGCUUUUUGGGGUGCAAGCUAGAGAACUAGCUUGUUAUGUUGGUACCAGUACUGGUACAUUGUUUCAGGGGGGAUAGCAUUUAUUUUGUAGACAAUUAGAGUUCACCGUAGGCGUGGUAAUCGUGCUAUGGUGCAAAACGCUGAGAACGCAACACAUGCUGUAUAAAACAGUGAACCACGUCCGUUAUAGCAACAGAGGCCCAACCGUUCACCUGGGGUUCAAACCACAGGAAGGGGAGGUGGGGACGUUUAUUCGGUAUUCACAAAUUUCCAUGGCAAAGAAAUAUUUAUAGGGUGGCACCUUGGUUCACGUGUGAUAAUGAAUCAGCACACGAGAAGUCAUACACCUCUAACUUGCUAUUAUUGGCAGCAAUAAUCACCUCUUUUAGUUUAAUGUGCAAGAUGACUUGUUCUAUUGUGUGGUCAUCUUUACACCAUUCAGUUUGUUUUGAAGUGCUAAUUAGUGGCAGUAAACAAACUCUUCUGAUAUAAUCAUGUACUCAAAACUCUCACAGGCAGUUUUGUCGAAAGUAUAUAGCCUGCAAGCAAGCAAGCAAGCAAAAUUGAGUGUGGAGUAGCCAUUCAGUGGAGUUUUUGAGACAUUAUCUUGGUUGAAGGAGAUGAAGGACACCAGCUCAUGCCAAGACACUGAGAUGUCUGCUAUUAGUGCAAGUACAGAGUUGAAGCUAAGCAAUGAAGCAGAUGUAGAAAGUGGGCCAGCCUCAGAUAAACACAGAGGUGUGUAUGUGGCAGGUGGAAACAAAAAGUGGAGAAAUCUUCGUAAAUGCCUUUUAAGGAAAUCUUGUGCCGUCUACACAUUAAUCAUAGCUUUUAUUUGGCUGCUGUACACUCUACCGAUUAUUCUCUUUUCUUCAGUUAAUGCAACGUUUAAUCGAAAUGACAUGGAAAGUGUCAACAACACUAAAGGCACAGUGACUGAUUGCUCUCGUAAUUUCUUCCUGGACAACAGCUCUGGUCUGUGUAGACCAGAGUGUGGGGAGUGGGAUCAGUACUCACCAGCCACUCGCAGAGCUGUCUAUGGUGUCAACAUCACCUUUGCCCUUUUGACCAUCAUUGUAUGCAUGGUGGCAAUUGUGUGGUCCAUAUUUCGACAUAAAAUCAUGUUUCACUACCCUAAUAUCAUCCUGAUAUACAUUACUUUGACUCGCAUUGCUCUAUGCAUCCUCCACCUGGUGGGGUA
Messenger RNA from Geodia barretti, 3632 nucleotides. NCBI's taxonomy places the organism in Eukaryota, Metazoa, Porifera, Demospongiae, Tetractinellida, Geodiidae. The record is from the annotation of a GenBank genome assembly.